AUGUCUAUGUCACCGCGUGAUGACGAUGCGAGAGACGAUGGUUGCAUCAGGAUUCCUGUACGUGGGGCGCAGCAAACCGUGGAGGUGUACACCGAGGAACUACCAAGCGACUACAACGACGUUGUCGAUGUUCUCAAGGCGGAAAUCGCACCGCUGGACAUCUGGUUACGUUUUGCGGUGGAGUACUACAGGCAAGGUUCCGAAGAACAUUUUCGCGGAAUCCUGAACGAGAUAAUCGAGGCGCUUACCCCAGACACGGAGAGAUUCUAUGCGGACGAUCGAAGGGCAUUCGAUGUCGGUCGAAUUCGCAUCCUCAACGCGCUUGCGGCGGACUCGGUCAAGCAAGCAUCCAAGUGUUCCGACAGGAGCGCACGAGAUGAUGGGUACACUACAGCGCUGAGUCAUCUCACGAGUGCUGACCGGAUUGAUAACAUGUCGGAACUGACAUGGGUAGGGAAAGGCGUGUUUUACCUGUGCCAGGGGGAGCUUGACCGUGCCAAGUACUUCUUCGAAAAUGCUCGCAAGCAACGUCACAACUUCCCGGCGACCCUCGGAGAGGCAGCUGUGAACUUUCACCACGGCAACUACAAGCAGGCCCUCGAUCUGUACAGCGAGGCAAUCCGUGUGAAUCCGGAAUGCUCUGCGUCAGUGCGAGUAGGCCUGGGGCUGUGUUGCUACAAGCUAGGCCAGAUCUCCCGUGCCCAAGCCGCCAUGACGCGUGCUCUUCAACUAGAUCCCCAGAAUGUUCAAGCGCUGGUCGGUAGCGCGAUUCUGGAGUUGUCGACCGCCUCUGCCGGGUCACAGGAUGCGGUCAGGAGAACGGAAAACGCCAUCAACACGAUUAGCAUGGCGUAUCAUGUGGAUGCCAAGAAUGCAAUGGUUCUGAACCACCUGGCAAAUCACUACUUCUGGACAUGGUCGCCGCUCAAAGCCACUCUCAGCAUUGCGCAAGGUUCGAGGUCAGGGACGGUCCGUGGGGAUCUGAAGGAUGCCCUUGUAGGAGGGGACAUCAUCCGCAUAGGAUCUGGAUUCGCGACAGCUAUGGGGGACGAAGGUUUCGAUGGGACUACUUUGCACCUGCGUGAAGAGUUCACGGAACCAUCAGGGGACAAAUUGAAGCUGUUCACGAAGGAUUACCGCAAGGUCGUCGAACUGGCCAGUACCGCGUACGAGAACACAAGUGCGCCAGAAAUCAAGGCUGAGAGCUGCUAUCUCAAGGCGCGGGUGCACCACGCGACAGGGAACCUCAGCGAGGCAAAGCUUUUGUACAAUGAAGCGUGCCACCUGUGGCCUCAAUUUCCUCUUGCGCAGUACGGUAUGGCCCAAAUGCUGGUGAACGAGGGAAGCAUCGAUCCGGCGAUGAAGGCGCUUAACGCGGUACUGGCUGAAGUACCAGACAAUCAGGAGGCGCUGGUCCUGCUGGGCGUGUUGUGCGCUAAGAACAAGGACCGCUUGCCCGCGCUGUCAAAGUUUAAAAGGGCCCUCGAGUUGAAUCCUCGUCUGUCGGAUGCAUGGAUCGCCCAAGCACAGGUGCUCCAGGAAGAUCCUGCGGAUCACAAGCUAGCUCUGUCUUCAUACUUGAAGGGGCUGGGAGACGGUGGAGCCACUUCUACCGGAACGACUUUUCCUGAAGGUCUGAGCGACCGGAGUGGUUCGCAGACACGCCAAGCCGCCUGGACAAAUAUCGCCGUGUUGCACGAGCACAUUGGAAACGCCGCGGAUGCUAUGACAGCUUAUAGGCACGCGUUCAGCGAGAAGGCCUCUGGAGUAAAACGCACCGACGAUACCGUAGACUCGGAUGCCUUGCUUCGCAUCACUGAUCCCGCUAAUCAGCUGUUCUGGGAGUGGAAAGAACUCCCCGCGACGGCGUCCGUAGUGGAGGGAUCGCGCACGGUGCAGACGUCCGUACCAAUCAGGGGAGCGUUGCGAAAGGGAACACAUGUCCGGGUGGGCGAGCACUACGUUACGACAGCGCAAGGACCCGAGAAGGAUGGUAAGUUCGAGGUUGCAGAUGUGGCGCCCGGUGGAGUGGAUGGUCUCGCGCUUCAAGGACCGCUGUUUAAGAAGGUGCACAAAAUCCGGGUUACAAAGGAAAAUGUGUCCAUGGUGUUCAACCUGGCGUUACUUCACGAGAAGCAGGGCCACCAUGAGGCCGCCCAAGAGCUGCACAAGGCCGUUCUUGCUGAGCACCCGACUUACGUCAACAGUUACCUCCGACUUGGGAUCAUGGCUCGUGACUCCGGACAAAUCCACGAGGCGAGCAAAUGGUUCAAGCAGGCCUUGGAGGUCGACGGCGAGAACCCGAAUAUAGUCGCUUACAUCGGCAACCUUCACAUGCGCAACUCUGAAUGGGGCCCGGCGCAAAAAAAGUUCGAGAAAAUACUAGAGAUGCCUGGUCUUCGGGGAGACAGCUACGCGAAUCUUUCUUUGGGAAACAUAUACUUCAGCAACCUGGAAGACCGUACGAAAUACGAGAAACAUCUGCUUCACGCCGCAAACUUUUACCACGAAGUCCUCAAAAAGGAUGACGCCAACGCUUUCUCAGCGAACGGUUUGGGGAUGGUUCUGGCGGAAAAGGGAACGUUAGAUCACGCGAAGGAUGUGUUCGCACGAGUCAGAGAAGUGUCAGCGGAGGUUCUCGGGGACGUUUGGAUCAACCUGGCGCACGUAUAUCUCGCUCAAAACAAGCACAACGAGGCCAUUCGUCUGUACCAGAACUGCCUCAAGAAGUUUCACGGUGGACGAGACCCGAGCUUGCACAUCUACUUGGCUCACGCGUACUUCGACGCGCGCCAGUACAACGACUGCAUGCGAGUGCUGCUCAAGGCGCUGCACGUGUCACCCAACAACCUACAGCUCUGGUACAACCUGGCUCUAGCAAGGGAGACUUUCGCCGUCGCUGUGCUGCAGAAAGAGCAGAAAGGAGAGGCUCGCACUUUGGCUGAGGUUGAGAAUGCCAUCGAAGACCUCAAGGGUGCAACAAAGCUGUUUUCCUGGCUGAAGGACUGUAAACCAGAUAAGACCGGAGGAGUUCGUCACCUGCCGUAUGACGCCAGCAAAGCAGAGAAACACGCCAAGUUCUGCUUCGACAAUAUCGAACGUGCCGCUCAGCACCUUAAUCACGAGAAGAUGAAGGCUGACCAACAACAGGAAGUGCACGAGAGGCACCAGCGGGCACUGGAAAAGAUGGUCCAGCAGCGUAAGCAAGAGGAAGAGGAGCAGCGGCGUCGUCAAGAGACUCACGCUCGUGAACGCGAAGAAAGGGCCAAACUGAAGCAGGCAAGCUUAGACAAGCUUCAAGAGAGCUGGACAACGCAAACGCACACGGAGCUGAGCAAGCCCGGAGGUGGGAAAGGGGGGAGAGGAAGCGAGCAAAGCUCGAACCAGGCACCUCAGUAUGAGAGUGGGUCUGAAGAGGAUGCAGAUGUACUCUCUGACAACGACGACGAUGGGGCAGGGCAGGCCGACAGAUACGGGGAUGGCGCCGGAACGAGCGAUGCGCAGGCGCCCUUGCUGCCGCAACCUAACCUGAAAGACAUCGGGUUAUCAUCAAGCAGUGACGAUUCUGACGACGCGUUCGGGGGUGAGGACGAGGGUGAGGCCGGCGCAGGGCAAAAGAGAAAAUGGGACAGUGACGAAGAUGAGGCCGGACAGGCGGACCAAACGGCAACCAAGAGACAAACGAUUGAAGACUCGGAAUAGAUCUCUAUGCAUAUGCAUAUGUCGGUAGAGCCCAACGGGCACUCUUUGGACGGAGUUGGAUAAUAAUGGUGUAUGUAGACAGAGAAAAGGCGCCCGUGGCGAAUAGAAUGCUGUUCCACUUCACUUAUUUUUCUUUCUGGGACUCGCUCCCUUCUGUACAGCAGUAUUCGAUCAGUCUCGCGUUUUAAUAUUUCCAAAAUUCAAACGCUCAAGUUUGUCAAAACCAAGGUCAUGUCCACGGCGCCCCCAGGCCUCGAUUACCAUCAUUUGCGGCAAACCCCAGUCACGAGACACUUGCAGAAUCAAGAAGACGCUGUAGUUGCGUCUUUCGGCGUUAGCUUGUACCGAUUCUUGUAAUACUCGUCUUCUGCUGCCAUCUUCUUGGCGUAUUUUCGCUGGAACAGUUCUUGAUUGGCCUCGAUGCGCCCAACGAUUUCCAUGACCGUGAGGUUUGAAGAGCUGGGCGCAUAAAAAGUGUCAAAACAGGGGAGGUCGG
Molecule: messenger RNA, 4198 nt
Organism: Ectocarpus siliculosus
Lineage: Eukaryota; Phaeophyceae; Ectocarpales; Ectocarpaceae
Source: the annotation of a GenBank genome assembly